CACACACACACACACACACACACACACACACACACACACACACACACACACACAUGCACAGACAGACCCCCCUCUCACACAGGAGUAGAUAGAGAGCGGUGAAGAGCAGAAGGAGCUGGGUGGCAGGAGAGAUGCAGGAGGGUUGUUGUUGAUUGAACAAAGCCAGGAAAGGAGUGCGCAGUCCUGGGGAGAAGAGCAGCUGUGAAAUGCCUCGAAGGGAGCCUGCUAACAACUCCUGCAGAGACCUGAAGGUGUUGAGCUUCAGCUGAGGAUGGCAGGAGAUUCUCGAGUCCUCAUGGACCACAACAUGGAGAUAGGAGUCACACCUGCACAGGUGAAGAAGCUUCCUAAACACUUGCGGGAGGCUCAGAUCUCGACAGAGCGAACCCACUUGAUUUCUGACCCGGUGAAGAAGCCACGUCAGCGAUACGUGCAGAAAGACGGAAAGUGCAACGUUCAUCACGGAAACGUGCAAGAGACCUACCGAUACCUCAGUGACUUGUUCACUACGCUGGUGGACCUACGCUGGCGUCUUAGUCUCUUCAUUUUCACCUUGGUCUAUAUAGUCAACUGGCUUUUCUUUGGCUUUCUCUGGUGGCUGAUAGCGCUCAUCCGUGGGGAUCUGGUGCAUGCUGAUGAGGAGGGCUGGACCCCCUGUGUGGAGAACCUCAACAGUUUUGUCUCAGCCUUCCUCUUCUCCAUUGAAACAGAGACCACCAUUGGGUACGGUUAUCGUGUAAUUACAGAAAAAUGCCCUGAGGGUAUCAUACUGCUUUUGGUGCAGGCCAUCUUGGGUUCCAUUGUUAACGCCAUGAUGGUGGGCUGCAUGUUUGUCAAGAUCUCACAGCCAAAGAACCGCGCCGAGACCCUCAUGUUCUCGCACAAUGCUGUCAUAUCGGUGCGAGACAACAAGAUGUGCCUGAUGUUUCGAGUGGGGGACCUGAGGAACUCUCACAUCGUAGAGGCAUCGAUCAGAGCGAAGCUGAUCCGCUCGCAGCAGACCAAGGAGGGGGAGUUCAUCCCGCUCAACCAGACUGAUAUCAACAUCGGCUUUGACACGGGAGAUGACCGGCUGUUCCUGGUGUCCCCGCUGAUCAUCUCUCACGAGAUCAACCAUAAGAGCCCCUUCUGGGAGAUGACAAUGGCGCAAAUCGAGAAGGAAGAGUUCGAGAUCGUGGUUAUCCUUGAGGGCAUGGUGGAGGCCACAGGGAUGACAUGUCAGGCUCGAAGUUCCUACCUGGACACAGAGGUGCUUUGGGGCUACCGCUUUACACCGGUUCUCUCCCUGGAGAAAGGCUUCUAUGAGGUAGACUACAACAACUUCCACGAUGUCUACGAAACCAACACCCCCACCUGCAGUGCCAAGGAGCUAGCAGCUAAGCUUCGGGAGGGGCCACUAUUGCCUCAGCUUUCGCUCCGCAGCCCUGAGCCCAAAAUGCAUACUUUUGACCCCCUAAACCGCAUGUCAGAACGGGACCCACUCAGCCCGGAUGAGGACAAGGAGGAGAGAGAUUCAGGGGGUGACAGAGGAGAGACCAAUGGCUCAGCUGCUGCUUUGGAGGAUCCGCCGCUUGCUGAUGGACUGCCUGGCUAAUGUGACUAAUGGCCACAUCAGCUAAAAUCCCAGGACAGAGACUGGACAGGAGGACAGGACAAUAAUGCUUAAUUUAGUCAAUGGCCAGGUUGUUCCUUUGCAGUGCUUGGAGAUAGAAGACAUCCAUCUCCAGCCCCCGACUCAUGCAAUACUCCUCCACUAGAGUGUCAAUUUAUAGUUUUGAUUGUUUUUUUUAGACAUGUAAGUAACAUACACAGACACACACGUACAGUAUAUAUAUAUAUAUAUAUCUACACUUAAAGGUUGGUGGUUCAGAUUUUCUUUUUACGACCGUAACAACCACUUACUGCUGUAACAGCUCAAGUUGUAUAAUGUAAACUUGAGCUGAAACUGGUAGCCAUGACGGAGUACCAUGGGCUUAUUAUGGAUGCACCAAUAUUCUCAUUUUAGAGUGUGUUGUUUCAGCUAAAUUCGAACAGAGUAUCAGUCUCAUAACUCAGCUAAUGUGUCUGACAGCAGCUUCUGAGUGAUAAUGGAACUUUGUUAUUGAUGAUUUUGAAAAGUUGUGGGGGAUUAUUAUUUCCUUUCUCUGUCAGUGUUGUUAUUACUCUGUGUCAGAAACCCAAUUUACCCAGGAGGAAAUGUAUAGGGCUUCUAGUUUGCAUAGGCAAGAGAAAACGUAGGAAAUUUUUCUAUAAAAGGCAACGUGUACUGGCAACCACUAUCUAAAUUUGUUUUCUUACAGUAGUUCACAACUUCCUCAUGGUUGUACUGUCGUAUAUAUUUUCAUUGUUCGUCUUAUUGUCUCCCUAACAUACUGGGAGCCUUGACCCAAAAGAAACCAGCUAGUACCUAAUUUUAUACUCAUUUUCAGGGUUGGAAAUUAACAAUAAGAAAUAGGCAAAUGCUGGUAAAAAGCUGUAUAUGCUACUAACUGACUAUUUUGAAAACGACUUGACUGUUGAUUUAAUUUCCCUUCCCGCUGCAGCAACUAAAACAUUAAUUCCAAGCCCCUUUCUUGGUAGGUAAAGCACAAUUUCCCAUGAGGUGACUCCACACUGAUCUGACCUCUCUGCUACUGGCUGAUGCAUGUCAGCCCUAGUUACAGUAAAAGUAGAUUCAAAUAUUUAUAUGAAACAUCACUGCUCAACUGCUAUUUGAAAUGUUCUUGAUUUUUACACACCACACAUGAAAAUGUCAAAUGCUCCACAAGCAAAAUUAAAUACUCAGUGGUUCCUUUUUAUGUUUGUUUUGUUUUUGUUUUAAAUAUUUAAAAGAUAUCCAACCCUGGUGUUUUUCAGCUACAUAAAAGUUGAGUCUACUGAAGAUAGGAGCAGGUUUUCUGUCUAAUCUGACUCUAAUCUAAGUUAGUAUCUGGCCAUCGCAUUACCUGCAGUAUUUGCCUUCUUUGUAAUUAUUUCCUCUGAACUUUUCACCUUUAGCGUUCACCUCAUGAAUGGAAGUCUUCUUUGUCCACACACACUUGGUUCAAUCUGCACAUUGGCCUUAUUCCACAAACCACCCCUGAGUCUAUUGCUUGAUAUAGUUUAUAGCCCUUGUGAUGCUGUUUAGGAAGCCGACACAUGUCCUGUGACGGUCAUAGCCUACAGUAUUCUUUGACUUUUCUUUAAAAGGAGACAUGUCAGAGCUUGAAUGCAUGAAUCAACCCCUAUGCGUCCCAUUUCUGAGUUUGUUUAAAUACAGUAAGAAAUACAGGGUAUUUUCUAGGCAUGCAAAUUAUGAGAUUUCUACAAUAUAUUAUCAGAUAAUGUAUUAAUAUUCAAUUAUCAUUUGUUAAAAGAAAAAUUCCUGAUAGUUUAAAAUCUUCAACUUCCCAAUUCAAUGUUAAAUCGCUUUGUUUUUAACAGACGGUUCUCCAAUCAAUGUGUUAUUUUCACUGUGGCAUUUUAGCAUCUUACUAUGUAUUCCAUUUGCUAAACGAUCGUUUGUCAUUAGCGAGAGAUCGUCUUUCAUUGCUGGAAUGUCAUCUGUUGUCUGUGUGUUCUCAUGGGAAUAAACAUAAUAUGGCCGAAAGAA
Molecule: messenger RNA, 3592 nt
Organism: Sander lucioperca (pikeperch)
Lineage: Eukaryota; Metazoa; Chordata; Actinopteri; Perciformes; Percidae
Gene: kcnj5
Product: potassium inwardly rectifying channel subfamily J member 5
Exons: 4
Coding region: 272-1594 (440 amino acids)
Biological process (GO): regulation of monoatomic ion transmembrane transport; potassium ion import across plasma membrane
Cellular component (GO): plasma membrane
Molecular function (GO): inward rectifier potassium channel activity
Source: RefSeq, a predicted model, not a curated record